AUGGCUCUAAUCUCACUCGCACAAGCAUGGCCGACACUCCCCUUCGCCAUCCUGUGUUUCGUCCUCCUUGUACAAAUACGAUCGCGCCUCAAGAGUCGUUUACCUCUACCUCCAGGACCAAGUGGACUUCCUUUCGUCGGAAAUGUACAAGAAUUCCCACUCACCCCAGAGCGCAUCUCCGCCUUACAUGCUCAAUACGGGGAUCUUGUACGGCUUACGAUUUUUGGCGAUGAGUUCAUCCUUUUAGGAUCCCAUGAGUCCGCGGUCGCUCUUCUCGAGAAGCGUUCGUCCAAUUACUCUGGAAGGAACAUGUUUGAAUUGGCUGAUAUGACUAAUUUUGACUGGCUUUUGACGUGGAUGCCUUACGGUACACACUUCCGCAAAGUUCGAGGCUGCUUCCACCGUUGCUUCAAUGCGACCGCCAUCCAAGCAUAUCGACCCAUCCAGCAGGAAGAAGUCAAGCGUCAUCUUCUCCGCCUUCUCGAGCACCCCCGAGAUUUUUAUGAACACGGGAGGAAGUUGAUAGGAACUGUGAUAAUCCGCAUCGUCUACGGGCUCGACGUGAAGGACUCGUUGCCCGGCUGUCCGCCGAACAAGUACAUCAGCAUCGCCGAAGAAUCAAUGUCCGCGUUUUCUGUCAUAUUCCAUCCUGGACAAUACUACGCGCAGUCGUUCCCGUGGUUGCGCUACGUACCCGCUUGGUUUCCAGGUGCCAGAUUCCAGCGAGAUUUCGCCGCAUGGCGACCGAUCGUGCGGAGUAUGCUCAACGUUCCGUGGAAGGCAGCAGGCAAACUUACAGUGCGUUCCGAAGGUAAAAUGCCUCCGUGGACGUUCUACGCCAACACGAUGGAGCGUAUCGAAAACAAUGAAGAAGAUGAGUACGCCGCCAAAUGCACUGCCGCGUCCGCGUACUUUGGUGGAGCCGAUACCACACUUUCUACGCUGCAAAUAUUCACGGCGGCAAUGGCCUCAAGUCCGCACGUACAGAAACGCGCGCAGGAGGAGUUAGAUGCCGUCGUCGGUCCAGGUCGCUUGCCGACGCUCGAGGACAAGCCGUCAUUGCCCUACGUCUCUGCGGUAGCGAAGGAAUGUCUUCGUUGGAGACAAGUGGUGCCUAUCAACGUUCCUCACAUAUGCUCGGAAGAGGACGAAUUCAAUGGCUAUCGCAUCCCCAAAGAGGCGCGUGUCAUCUCCAACGCAGCCGGUUAUUCAAUGGAUCCGAAAAACUACCAGGAUCCCGAGACGUUUAAUCCAGAUAGGUUUCUCGUCGAUGGCAAACUCUCAAGCGAGAUUCUCGAUCCCGCUAGCUUUGCUUUUGGGUACGGGCGAAGGAUUUGCCCGGGCCGACAUUUCGCGGAAGGGGCCGUGUUCCUGAUGCUCUCGAAUAUCCUUCAUACCUUCACGAUCGAAUCUGGCGCAGGCGAAGCCGGCAAAGCUGCUCCCUCAGAUGUUUGUAAGAUGACGUUGGGGGUUGUUUCGUUUCCCGCACCAUUCGAGUGCAACUUCAAGCCCAAAUCCAGUGAUGCGGAGGCGCUUAUUCGAGCCAGUGCUUCCGAUUUGGCGUAA
Messenger RNA from Epithele typhae, 1566 nucleotides. RefSeq names its product cytochrome P450. The record is from RefSeq and is a predicted model, not a curated record. The transcript has 9 exons. NCBI's taxonomy places the organism in Eukaryota, Fungi, Basidiomycota, Agaricomycetes, Polyporales, Epitheliaceae. Gene Ontology annotation, molecular function: heme binding; monooxygenase activity; iron ion binding. The coding region runs from base 1 to 1566 and encodes 521 amino acids.